UAACAAAAUAUUAUAAAAAAAAAAUUGUCGAUUCAAUAUAGAGAGAAGAAGGGCACUGAAUCGAGCGAAAUGGAUCAGAUAUUGGGCAAGGUCGGCUCUUACUGGUUCAGUCGGAAAGCCAACAAGGAACUUAACUCCGUCGGUGAUGAUUUCAGUUCACUUUCAAGCACCAUUGAAGGAGGAACCAAAUGGUUUGUCAACAAAUUAAAAGGAAAGAUGCAAAAGCCGUUAACAGAGUUACUAAAGGAGUAUGAUCUACCAAUAGGACUCUUCCCGCGCGAUGCAACGAACUAUGAAUUCAACGAAGAAACAAGAAAGCUUAUUGUUUACAUUCCUCAAGUGUGUGAAGUAGGCUACAGAGAUUCAUCGGUCUUGCGUUUCACUAUGAGUGUGUCUGGUUAUCUGGAGAAGGGAAAGCUAACAGAGAUAGAGGGCAUGAAGACCAAAGUGUUGGUGUGGGUGAAAGUUACCGCCAUUUCAUCUGAGGGACCAAAGCUUUAUUUCACUGCUGGCAUGAAGAAAUCAAGGAAAAGGGAAGCAUAUGAGGUUUCUAGAGAUGGUGUAAUCAUAGAUAAAUUCUGAAAUUCUGAUGUGUUUGUAUUGAUUAAUUUCCUUUUGUUAAUAGUUAGACAAUAUAAUGUAUGUUUUUUCUUGUGGAAUAUUGAAUUUUUAUGAUAUGGUUGAAAUUGAACCUCUAUUUGAUUAUGAUAAAGUUGUUUCAGUUU
This is a messenger RNA of Vicia villosa (hairy vetch), 725 nucleotides long. RefSeq lists its product as uncharacterized. The transcript has 3 exons. Lineage: Eukaryota; Viridiplantae; Streptophyta; Magnoliopsida; Fabales; Fabaceae. The record is from RefSeq and is a predicted model, not a curated record. Bases 70 to 582 code for a protein of 170 amino acids.